Messenger RNA from Catharus ustulatus (Swainson's thrush), 1392 nucleotides. It is a transcript of the gene TM6SF1, whose product is annotated as transmembrane 6 superfamily member 1. Gene Ontology annotation, cellular component: lysosomal membrane. Bases 96 to 1208 code for a protein of 370 amino acids. The transcript has 10 exons. Lineage: Eukaryota; Metazoa; Chordata; Aves; Passeriformes; Turdidae. The record is from RefSeq and is a predicted model, not a curated record.
GAUUUAACCUUUGCGUGCCGGGGGGGCGGCGGGCAGGGGCCGGCGGGCGGUGCCUGGGGCUCGGCGCGGCGCUGGGCUGGGCUCCGGCCGCGGGGAUGAGCGCCUCGGCGGCCACCGGCGUGUUCGUGCUCUCGCUCACCGCCAUCCCCGUCACGUACCUCUUCAACUGCCUGGCGGCCACCGGCAGUUCCUGGGUGAUCGUUGCAGUUGGAUUGCUGGUUCUGGUUCUUAUUGCUCUGUCGGCUCGUGUUCUUGUCAAGAGAAAGCCACCCAAAGACCCACUGUUCUAUGUUUAUGCUGUAUUUGCCUUUACCAGUGUAGUGAAUCUAAUAAUUGGACUGGAACAGGAUGGAAUUAUUGAUGGAUUCAUGACUCAUUACUUGAGAGAGGGUGAGCCGUACCUGAACACCGCCUACGGCCACGUCAUCUGCUACUGGGACGGCUCCGCGCACUACCUGAUGUACCUGCUGAUGGUGGCAGCUAUUGCAUGGGAACAAAGCUAUAGAACCAUUGGUCUGUACUGGCUGGGUUCCAUUAUCAUGAGCAUCAUUGUCUUUAUGCCUGGAAAUAUUGUGGGUAAAUAUGGAGCAAAAGUGUGUCCUGCUAUUUUCCUCAGCAUACCUUAUGUCUGCCUCCCCAUAUGGGCUGGGUUCAGAAUUUAUAACCAACCUUCAGUGACUCACGACACUCCAGUCAAGGUGGUUCAGGAAGUCCAGAAGAAAGGACUUUUAAGACGACCAAUAGAUUUAAUGUUAGCUGCAUACCUCAUUCUAGCCACGGGAUUUUGCAUAUUUAGGGGCAUGAUUGCCCUGGACUGCCCUGCUGAACUCUGCCGGCUGUACAUUCAACUGCACGAGCCCUACAUAAAAGAUCCUGCUGCCUAUCCCAAGCUUCAGAUGCUGGCGUACAUGUUCUACUCGGUGCCGUACUAUGUGAUUGCUCUGUAUGGCCUGCUGGUGCCUGGUUGUUCCUGGAUGCCUGAUUUGACCCUUAUACACGCUGGAGGACUAGCUCAGGCUCAAUUUUCCCAUAUUGGUGCUUCUCUUCAUGCUCGAACUCCUUACAUCUACAGAGUCCCUGAAGAAGCAAAAGAGUUUUUCCUGAUAUUGAACAUAAUGUAUGGGAUUCUUCCCCAGCUGUUCGCUUACAGGUGUGUCAACAAGCCAGAGUUUUUUAUGAAACCAAAACCAGAAGAAAAAACAGAAUAGCAGAACUGUUUCCAGCUCCUGUCCUUGGCUAUGUAUAUAAUUGGGUUGGGAUGUAACUGAACUGCUCAAAUGGAACCCAAAUGAAGCGUGUAAGAUGUGUAAAAUUGCACAACUGUGUAGUCGCACGGUCUGCUUUGUUUAUCCUACUGAAAAAGGGAAAAUAAAGACGCUGCCUUUAGCACCA